UGGAGAGCAACUCGUAGGCAACGUCUCGCGCAAACGACAAGGCCUUCGAGUAUUUUAAUACGAUGGGUGGAGGUGAACGAUGAGUAUUAGAACUGCACCCGUCUGUCCCCAUUGGCAACCCCACCAAUAGCAACCACCACCUUCUCGCUCCAUCUCCCUUCUUCUUCCUCCAUCUUGUUUCCUGACAAAAAAGCUCUUUCGUUGCUGCCAAGAGCGUACGGAAAUUACUGUUUGAUGGAGUAAGUGGGUGCCUUGAAUCGGCGGCGGAGGGAAGUCGUCACUGCGGGAAGCUUCUCUUCUGGUUGUGAUGAACGGGAGCUGCAGCGACGAGCUCGAGAGGUGCGAGCCCGAGGAGGCCGGGAUCGCGUCCGACGCCAACGAUAGGAGCCUCCGGUCAGGUGGAUCCGGCGAUGACGCCAAACCUGUUCGCUCUUUGGCUCCUUCCUCCUCUUCAGCUCCCUCUCCGAAGAGAAGCCGGCGGGCGGUGGAAAAGCGGGUAGUGACGGUUCCGAUCAGCGACGCGAAGGGCACCGGCGAGGGGGCUCCGCCGGCUGAUUCGUGGGCAUGGCGGAAGUACGGACAGAAGCCCAUCAAGGGCUCACCUUAUCCCAGGGGUUACUACAGGUGUAGCAGCUCCAAGGGGUGCCCGGCGAGGAAGCAGGUGGAGCGGAGCAGAGUCGACCCGGAUGCGAUCGUGGUUACCUACUCCUUCGACCACAACCACCCAUGGCCCCUCCCCAAGAACCACCACCACAAGCACGCAGCGGCGGCGAUGCAGCAGACUGUCGAGGACCAGCCGCCACCGCAGAACCAGUCCAGCCCGCCGGAGUCCGCGGAGCGUGACGAGAAGUUCUCCGACCUGAUCGCGGAGGAGGAACCGGCGCUCUUGGUCGACGCCCCCGGCGGCGGCUUCCAGUGGUUCGCUGACGUGUGCUCGACGCCCUCGACCUCCCCGUCCGCGGCCGGCUCCUGCGAGCUGCUCUACGGUUCGGUCUUCUUCGCCGGGGCCCAGGCCGCGGCCGCGCUGCCGGAGGAGCAGGAGGCCGGCGGCCGGGUGGUGGAAGAGGAGGACUCUUUGUUCGCGGGCCUGGGGGAGCUGCCCGAGUACUCGGUGGUGCUCCGCCGGGGCCUGGCGUCCGCCUCGUGGGUGGGGACCACCGGGUGAGAGUGAGCCCCACCCCACCACAUCCCUUGGCAGCCAGGCCGGCCGUCGAUCCGAUCGAGGGGAGCCCCGUGCGCCGUACGAUUGGCUAAUCUUUCUCGGUAGUCGACGUCUCAAAACUGCCGUCUUCCCGAUAUUUUCUUCCUCCUCCCUUUCAUCCAUGGCUUCAUCAAUAAUAGAUCUCCGUGACAUCGUUUUCA
Molecule: messenger RNA, 1362 nt
Organism: Musa acuminata AAA Group (dessert banana)
Lineage: Eukaryota; Viridiplantae; Streptophyta; Magnoliopsida; Zingiberales; Musaceae
Product: probable WRKY transcription factor 65
Exons: 3
Coding region: 308-1165 (285 amino acids)
Biological process (GO): regulation of DNA-templated transcription
Cellular component (GO): nucleus
Molecular function (GO): transcription cis-regulatory region binding; DNA-binding transcription factor activity
Source: RefSeq, a predicted model, not a curated record